Messenger RNA from Diachasmimorpha longicaudata, 1385 nucleotides. RefSeq names its product prostatic acid phosphatase-like. The record is from RefSeq and is a predicted model, not a curated record. The transcript has 7 exons. The coding region runs from base 1 to 1287 and encodes 428 amino acids. Gene Ontology annotation, molecular function: phosphatase activity. Lineage: Eukaryota; Metazoa; Arthropoda; Insecta; Hymenoptera; Braconidae. Gene Ontology annotation, biological process: dephosphorylation.
AUGGUGACCAACGACAGUGGCACCGGCGGUGAGCUAGGAUUUCCAAGGAAAAAAAUUCAAUCCGCAGGCGACAGACACUGGAAAAUCAUGCACAAGGGGAUGUCAACACUGUGGGGAGCUGGAGUAGUCUAUACCUGGCUCGCAAUCAUCAACAUUGCCGAGGGGUCACCAGCAGCCGUGUCUCGAGACCCAGAUCCCCGAGGGGGCCCAGUGGUUCAGGAAACCCUCCGACAAGUGACAAUUCUGAUGCGACAUGGGGAGAGGGCACCUGUGGAUACAUAUCCUAAGGAUCCACAUAUUAAUGAUUCCAUGGCACCGUAUGGAUGGGGUCAGUUGACCAACAAAGGUAGAGUAAAUGUAUACAACACGGGCCAGUAUCUUCGUCACCGUUACGAUCACUUCCUGGGUGAAUCGUACAGUCCAAAUAAAUUUUGGCUGCAGAGUACAUCGUCAGAUCGUACCAAAAUGACAGCAAUGAUUCUAUCGUCUGCCCUCUGGAAGCCCUCAGAGAAGCAGAUGUUCAAUCCUGAGAUCCCCUGGCAGCCAGUGGUUCUGCACUACUGGACGAGGGCUGAUGACCAGUUGCUGAUCAUCUGGAACGCCUGCCCGAAGCUCACAAUGAAACGUUUACAAGUGGAUAAUCAUCCAGAGGUGCAGAAAUUCAACGAGGAAAAUAAGAAAAUGUUCGAGGAGAUCGAGUCCUUCACUGGGAAGUCAAUAAAAUCCGCUGAAGAUCUUACCGAUCUUUACGGUACAUUGCAUGCCGAGUCACAAAUGGCGAACCUGGUGCUCCCCUCGUGGGUGAAAUACUACUUUCCCGAUAAAAUGCUGCCAUCUGUCAUCAUGUCCUACAGCAUGAACGUCUUCACCGAGGAGUUGACAAAAUUAUCAGGGGGUCCUUUCGUGAAAAAAGCCCUGAGAAAGAUGCAAGAGCGAAGAAAUGGAACAUUGACUCCAGAAGACCGAAAAAUGUUCGCUUAUGUGGCUCAUGACAGUACUGUUGUCAAUGUCCUGAGUGCUCUGAACCUGUGGGACGGAGAGCCGCCGGGAUAUUCGUGCAUGAUCAUCAUGGAGCUGCACGAGGAUAAUGGAGGAUGGAACGUUCAGAUAUUCCAGAGAAACGCACCCGACUACGAGACCCAACCCCUUAAGUUGAACGAUUGUGAUAUUGCCUGUCCACUGGAAAAGUUCGCGAAAAUAGUGGAGAGUGUCCUGCCUGGAGAUUAUUCCGAGGACUGUCGAGUACCUGACCCCAAUUACAAGAUCCCCCCGCCCCCACCAGCUUAAUUACACCAAAGGAACCUCAUACAAAAAUCCACUAACAAAAUUAACUGACCGACAACGAAAAUAAGUGGAACCGUAAAUAAAUUAUUAAUCAGACAGUA